Messenger RNA from Xiphophorus maculatus (southern platyfish), 4161 nucleotides. It is a transcript of the gene gne, whose product is annotated as glucosamine (UDP-N-acetyl)-2-epimerase/N-acetylmannosamine kinase. Gene Ontology annotation, biological process: UDP-N-acetylglucosamine metabolic process. Lineage: Eukaryota; Metazoa; Chordata; Actinopteri; Cyprinodontiformes; Poeciliidae. The coding region runs from base 153 to 2447 and encodes 764 amino acids. The transcript has 15 exons. The record is from RefSeq and is a predicted model, not a curated record. Gene Ontology annotation, molecular function: hydrolase activity, hydrolyzing O-glycosyl compounds; UDP-N-acetylglucosamine 2-epimerase activity; N-acylmannosamine kinase activity.
CCCUUUCUUUCUCCUCAUGUGUUUGCUGGGUGGUGCAUGCUCUCCCUCUGCUGCUUAAUGUUGGGAUAAAAAAAAAACAAAAAAACGGAGGAUUGAAUAGAAAAAAAGAAACCUGGAGGGGAUUUUUAGCUUCUAAUCAGCACAUGUAGAAGAUGGAAAAGCAGCCCGGUGCUUUGAGCAGAAACCCUCAUACUCUAAAUACAUGGAAGGCUCAGGAGCUGUACUAUCUGAGAAUGCAAAGAACCAAAGAGAAGAUGGAGCGGGAAAAGACUGAAGAAGACCUUUACCAGAACAAGAAUAGACUGAAAGUGUGUGUGGCGACAUGCAACAGAGCCGACUACUCCAAGUUAGCCCCCAUCAUGUUUGGGCUCAAAUCCCACCCUGAAGAGUUUGAACUGGAAGUCGUGGUUCUUGGUUCCCACCUCAUCGACGAUUACGGAAACACGUUCCGUAUGAUAGAGCAGGAUGACUUCGACAUCGGCUCCAAACUUCACACCAUCGUGCGAGGAGAAGAUGAAGCGGCCAUGGUGGAGAGCGUCGGCCUGGCCCUGGUGAAGCUCCCUGACGUCCUGCAGAGGCUUCGCCCCGACAUCCUGAUCGUCCACGGCGACCGUUUUGACGCGCUCGCUCUGGCAACUGCUGCCGCACUGAUGAAUAUUCGGAUACUUCAUUUGGAGGGAGGCGAGGUUAGCGGCACUAUCGACGACUCAAUCCGACACGCGAUCAGUAAGCUGGCGCAUUAUCAUGCCUGCUGCACGCGCAUGGCAGAGCAGCACCUCAUCGCCAUGUGUGAGGACCACUCGCGCAUCCUGCUGGCCGGAUGCCCCUCAUACGACAAGCUGCUGUCCACUUAUCACCGGGAUGACUACAUGGAUAUCAUCAAAAGCUGGCUAGGAGACAAAGUGAAGGAAAAUGACUACAUUGUGGCGCUGCAGCACCCCGUCACCACAGACAUCCAGCACUCCAUUAAAAUCUAUGGACUGAUGCUGGACGCACUGAUCUCCUUCAACAAGAGGACGCUCAUCCUCUUCCCUAAUAUCGAUGCCGGAAGUAAGGAGAUGGUGCGCGUCAUGCGAAAGAAGGGCAUCGAGCAGCACCCCAACUUUCGGGCAAUGAAGCACAUUCCCUUUGAGCAGUUCAUCCAGCUCGUGUCGCACGCCGGCUGCAUGAUCGGAAACAGCAGCUGCGGCGUCCGGGAGGCCGGGGCCUUCGGCACACCGGUCAUCAACCUUGGAACAAGGCAAACAGGGAGAGAAACGGGUGAAAACGUUUUACAUGUCAGAGACGCUGACAGCGAUAAUAAGAUCUACCAUGCUUUGGAGCUUCAGUUUGGAAAGCGAUAUCCAGGCUCUAAAAUCUACGGUGACGGCAAUGCAGUGCCCCGGAUUCUGAAGUUUCUGAGUAGCAUCGACCUGAAAGAGCCGCUCCAGAAGACCUUCUGCUUUCCUCCUGUGAAAGACACCAUCUCCCAGGACAUCGAUCACAUCCUGGAAACACAGAGCGCUCUGGCUGUCGACCUGGGCGGCACCAACCUGAGGGUGGCCAUCGUCUGCAUGCGAGGCAACAUAGUAAAGAAAUACACAGAGCCUAAUCCGAAGACCUUCGAGGACAGGAUGCAUUUGAUAUUAAAGAUGUGCAAAGAAGCAGUGCAAGGUGCUGUGCGGCACAACUGCAGGAUCCUGGGCGUUGGAAUUUCUACUGGCGGCCGUGUGAACCCACAGGAAGGCAUCGUCCUUCACUCCACCAAGCUGAUCCAGGAGUGGUCCUCAGUGGACCUGAGGACCCCCAUCUCGGACGCCCUGGGCCUGCCCGUCUGGGUCGACAACGACGGCAACUGCGCCGCGCUGGCCGAGAAGAAGUUCGGCCACGGCAGGGGGGUGGAUAACUUCGUCACAGUCAUCACAGGAACAGGUAUUGGAGGAGGUAUUAUCCAUAACUCUGAGCUGAUUCAUGGCAGCACCUUCUGCGCCGCUGAGCUGGGUCACAUCAAGGUUUCUCUGGACGGCCCAGAGUGUUCCUGCGGCAGCCAGGGCUGCAUCGAAGCCUUCGCGUCCGGAAUGGCCCUGCAGAGGGAGGCCAAGCGAUUGCACGACGAGGAGCUGCUGAAGAUGGACGGGAUGGAUGUGAAGCUUGCCGAGCCGAUCACCGCCGCCCACCUCAUCAGGGCAGCCGAAAACGGCAACUCCAAGGCCAACGCUGUCCUGGACAAAGCGUCCCUGGCGCUCGGCGUAGGGAUCGUCAACAUCCUCCACAUAGUCAACCCGUCUCUGGUGAUUUUGUCCGGAGUCCUGGCGUCUUACUACCAGGCCCCGGUGCAGCAGGUCAUGUUAGAGAGAGCGCUGUUCUCCGCCCAGAGCAUCAAGGUCGUCAAGUCCGACCUGGAAGAACCGGCCCUGCUCGGCGCUGCUAGCAUGGUGUUGGACUACGCUACAAGGAGGACGUACUGAGAGAACUGGAAAUGCACUUGGAACAUGUUUUACCAGAAUAUAUCAAGUAAACAUUGAUAAAAGGAGGAAGGGCUUGUAGUAAAGACUUGAAUCUUGUAUUGCAAUGAAUCCUUAUCCUAAUUUAAGUUUUUUUUGGGAGAACAACCCUAGAAAUCGAUUGCUUGUUUACAGAUAUUAAUGACUGUGGUUUGAAACUGGGGAGGGCUGAAGAGGUGAUUAACUAGUUUAUUGCACAAUAUUCCGAGGUUUUUUUCUAGCUAAAUUAUUGGGUUGUUUUUUUUUUAUCUUUGUUGUCAUUUGCCAUCUAAACUGUGAAGCAUUUUCCAUUUGCCUUUGUGUUUUGGUGAAUUUAGGCAAAUCUAAUACUACAUGUUCCAUAAAGUUUAUCAAUAUGUCGUCUGCUAACAUCAGCAGCAUGAUGAUGGCUAAGCUGAUUCCACUAUGGUUCAGAUUAUAAACCAUUUGAAGCCUUUUAUUUAAUUUUAUUUCCAACAGAUCUGUACUAGUUCUUGGCUCCAUCAGUUGAAACAAAGAUGCUCCGGAUCUACCGAAUCUUUUGAAACUUUAAGCCAAAUUUCUGUGUGCAAUUUGUCGGUGGCAAUCUUACUAGCGAAUCUGUCUAAUGUGUGGAAAUUGGUGAAGGGGAACAACAGAGCAAAUUACAUGUCUACUAACCAUUACUCAAGAGGAUGUUGUUUUCUAGAGAAUGAAAAUAUUCACUUAGCUUUUAAAUGUGUUUUUUUUUUUUUUUUUUUUUUUACUUUUUUCCCCAAUAUGCUCAGAUUUAUGUUCUCCCAUCACAGGAUCUUGUGAGUUCUCCGAAACCUAUUCCAAACCCAAAUAGCGCCCUUGAAAUAAUCCCCAGACGUUCCCAUGUUAAAGAGCUGCAAUUCCCAAAAUAUUCACUCAUUUUCGAGGUACUUUGCUUCAGUUUAAAGCUAGCAGUCUUUGCUGUAAGCCCAAACUCAGUGGAUCACUUUUACCUGACUGUUUUCUGGUAUUAAAUCUUGACUUUAGUCUUGUUUUGACAAAGUGGACCUUAUUUCUUUCACUGCAGUAAAAAAUCUGUUUGUUCUGAUCAAAUUUUAUCAUCAUUUUAUUGUGUUUGAAUGUUUCUGGUGCUAUUUGGGCUGCAAAAUAAAAGUACUUAUAUGUGUUUUGGGUGGGAGAAGGAAAUGCUAGUUCUAAACUGACAUACAAGUGGUGGGAAAUAGGCAGAGUACAGUUCCUUACUGUAAAACAAAGUUUACUGAAGCUCUUAAGCUUUGGGGGUAAUUUUUAUUUUUUUAACAAAACUCAGAUGUGACCAAAGUGUUGAGACAUUCUGCUGAAUGUUCUAAAUCUGUUAAACCGGCUUAAUUUGUCAGGUUUCUCUAUAUAAUUUAUUAUUGUCUUGUCUUCCGGAGGGGAGGGAGGGAAUGCCAGCUAUUGUUGUGUUCAAUGUUAUGAAUUUUAUUUAGACUGCACAUCACAUGAGGCUGUACUGACAGAAAACCUUCUUACAGCUGCUACAGGCUGGAUGUAUAGAAUGUUUUCCACAUUACCACUGACCUUAUGAAAACGUUCGGAGGAUGCCUUUUGAAGAUAAAUAAUGAGAUUUGUAUGUACUUCUACAUGUUGUGUUGUACAUUAUGUGCUGUAUAAACUUUAAAAGUAUAUUUCUAGAAGCUUAAUGAUUUUGUUGGUCCAUUUAAUAAAACAUUUUGCAUAUAAA